AUUACUGUUGGUACAAUAAAACUGUCAUGGUUUGACUGCAGUACCGUAUCUGAUUACUGCAGUACCUGCGGGGCUCCUCCCUCUUUUAACUUCACUCAGGUGUGACUGAAGCUGACAGGUGUGUCUGAGGCUCCGCCCCCCGCCGGCAGCUUUAAUCGAGGCUGAGCAGUUGAGGGUCAGACAGCAGCUGGAUUUCUGAAGGACCAGAACUCAAACCAACUCUGAAGAUGCUGAACGGUUCCGAGCUGCGUAGAUUCUCCGAGUUCAGCUUUGAGCGGCGGUUCGAUGAGCGGGAAGCGAUCCGGUGGAUGCAGCUGCACUGGUCCAAGUCCUUCCUGUUCUGUGCUCUCUACGCCGCCCUGGUGUUCGCUGGACGUCACUACAUGAAGCCUCGACCCAGAAUGAACCUGAGGCUGCCGCUGGUCGUCUGGUCGCUCAGCCUGGCCAUGUUCAGCAUCGUGGGUUCUGUCCGGACCGGGUCCUACAUGUUCCACAUCCUGAGCUCCAGCGGCUUCAGAAGGUCCAUCUGUGAUCAGAGCUUCUACGGCGGACCGGUCAGCAAGUUCUGGGCCUACGCCUUCGUCCUGAGCAAAGCUCCGGAACUGGGUGACACGGCGUUCGUGGUCCUGAGGAAGCAGAAGCUGCUGUUCCUGCACUGGUACCAUCACAUGACGGUGCUGCUGUACUCCUGGUUCUCCUAUAAGGACAUGGUGGCGGGCGGCGGCUGGUUCAUGACCAUGAACUACGUCGUGCACGCGCUCAUGUACAGCUACUACGCCGCCCGCGCUGCCGGCCUGCGCGUGCCCCGCCCCCUGGCCGUGCUCGUCACCGGCGCCCAGAUCGUCCAGAUGCUGAUGGGGCUGCUGGUGAGCGCGCUGGUGCUGGGAUGGAUGCCACAGGGCGACUGUCCGUCACGCCUCGACAACGUGCUGUGGGCGGGGCUAAUGUACCUGAGCUACCUGCUGCUCUUCUGCAACUUCUUCUACCGGACCUACCUGCAGCCUGGAGGCAAGACCAAGAGCCAGUAGGGGGCGCUGCCGAGCAUCAUGGGAGGUCUGCUGCUGCCACCUCUGGUUCUGGAUGUAAAGAUCUGCUUUAAAGAACUGAAUAAUUGAAUGUAGAAACAGCUGAGAGGAGAUAAAUUGGGUGAUGGAGGAAAGUUUCUCCUUCAGUUUCUCAAAUAUUUUCUGUUUUCAGCUUCUUUUUUAGUCAAACCUUCUUCAUUUAGCAGAUUCAGAAGAUUUUAAGACGUAAAAUGGUCAAAACUGGAUUAAAAAAUGUAAUACAAAAUUUGACAAAAAAUUACCAUACAAACAGUAAAAUGUCUUUUUAGACUGGGUCUCAGUGAUUCUGGAUAUACAACUGUCAAAUCGUCUUUUCCAGGUUCAUAAUUUAUUAAUAAUAAUAAUAAUAAUAAUAAUAAUAACUGAACGUAGAAGCAGCUGAGAGGAGAUAAACUGGAUGAUGGAGGAAAGUUUCUCCUUCAGUUUCUGAAAUAUUUUAGGUUUUCUUUCAUCAGACUUCCAUCAUGCAGCAGCUUCAGAAGAUUUAAAAAGACAAAAUGAUCAAAACUGGAAACUGGAAAAUAUUUCUCAUUUUAUUUUCUUAAUUUUCUCUUUGAUUUCUAAAAUGAAUCUUGUUUCUGAUCAGAAGUUUUACAUGGUCAUGUCUGUUUUUGUUCUCUGCAGCUGAGAAGCAGCCAAACCUUCCUGAUAGUUUUCUAUUUAUUUAUUUAUUAUUGAUUAUUGGUAUUUAUUGGACGUAUGAAGGCGCCUGAUUGGCUGCUGGAGUCUCCUCGGUUUUUUCACGUUUAUUUAAAUCCUCACAGGUUGAAGGUUUUUGUUUGUUUCAGCAGCUGCAGCUCUCAGACCAACUUUAUCAUUAUUAUUUAUUAUCAUUAAUUUAUUAAUGUUAUUAUUGAUCAGUUUGAGGUGUCUGAUGGAGAAUUGAUCUGAAUUUGGUUCCAUGAGAAAUGAUGAUGAUCAGAUAUUUUCUGGAUGAAAACACAAAAACACUUUUUCAUGUUUAAAAAUAUUUUAUUUAUUGUUUGGUAAAAAUAGAGUUUUAGUUUUUAAACGUGUUUCAUGUCUUUAUUUUGUGUUUUUGAUUAAAACCAGCAGAUUUCUAUACAACCAGACGAGUUGGAUUUAAUUUUAUGUUUUUUUGUGUUUUUUUUUUUUUUUUUUUUUUUUUUUUUUAGCAAACAUACAAGCAAAGCAGGUAAAUAAAAUGGAAAAAAAAAACUU
This is a messenger RNA of Amphiprion ocellaris (clown anemonefish), 2246 nucleotides long. RefSeq names its product elongation of very long chain fatty acids protein 6-like. Gene Ontology annotation, biological process: fatty acid elongation, monounsaturated fatty acid; sphingolipid biosynthetic process; fatty acid elongation, polyunsaturated fatty acid. Bases 228 to 1028 code for a protein of 266 amino acids. Gene Ontology annotation, cellular component: endoplasmic reticulum membrane. Lineage: Eukaryota; Metazoa; Chordata; Actinopteri; Pomacentridae. Gene Ontology annotation, molecular function: fatty acid elongase activity. The record is from RefSeq and is a predicted model, not a curated record. The transcript has 4 exons.